This is a messenger RNA of Cryphonectria parasitica EP155, 156 nucleotides long. RefSeq lists its product as uncharacterized. The record is from RefSeq and is a predicted model, not a curated record. The transcript has a single exon. Lineage: Eukaryota; Fungi; Ascomycota; Sordariomycetes; Diaporthales; Cryphonectriaceae. The annotation marks the transcript as partial.
CAAAGUAUUAAGAAUAUAUUUAAUUCCUUUGAAAGCUUCGAGAAAGCUUUUAAGGAAAUUUUUAGUAAUUCCAACAAAGAAUGUACUACAGCUCAGCAGCUCAUAAAUCUCAAGCAAAUCAAGUUAGCUUCUGCUUAUAUAGUUAGAUUUAAGUAA